AUAAGCUCCAUCCCUUACCAGCUUCGAAAUUUGAGCUCUAAAGACCCAGAAACCCAAACAGAGAGAGAGAGAGAGAGAGAGAACAAACUACUGUGAAAGAGAGAUUACUUUUUUUUUUUUUUUUGGGGUAGCUAGCAACUUUUAAUUAGUAGCGAUAUUAUAUUUUUUCUAGAGGGUUCUUUCUUGGUACUAUUCUUUGGUAUUUUGGAUAAAGAUAUGAGUAAUUGGUUAGGUUUUUCUCUCACUCCACACCUGAGAAUCCAUGAAGGUUACGCUACUGCAGGAGACGACCAAGACCAUGGAGCUUCUGGUUUCCCUUCUCCCAUGUCUGCAGUCAUGCCCUUACGCUCUGAUGGCUCUCUUUGUGUUCCCACUGACCCUUUCAGACGCCAUGAAGAUUGGAGGUACGAGAACAGCAAUAUGGGGAUGAAUAUUGGAACGACAACAAAUGUUUCGAAUCCUAGUGAAGAGGGUCCGAAGCUUGAAGAUUUCUUGGGAUGUUGUUACUCAAACUCUCCUUCUGAUCCUGAUCAUCAUCAUCAUCAUGAUGAAGCCAAAGUCUAUUGCAACCAAGAAAACCCAGAAAUCAGUAACACCGAUAUCUCCAAAAUCAACGUCAAUCUGGCACCUAGUUUUAACCCUAAUGGAGAAAUGGAAACCCGGGAAAAUACGAACAAUAAUAAUAACAACCCCACAAACCUAUCUUCUGUAAUCCAAUCUUAUGGCCAUUACAGUACUGAAAACUCCCACGUUGGGCUUAUUCCAACUAGUAACGGCGUGUACAAGUCUUGGCUCGGCCAAACACUGCCUUACCAUCACGGCGAUGAUGAUCAGAAAUCUGCGGCUGAUCAAUCGACCGGUUGUAGCUUUCAGUCACUGUCGCUUACCAUGAGCCCGACCUCACAGGAUGGUAGUCGUCAUCAUCACCAUGUUGGUGCAAUUUCGACAUUGCAAGUGUCGGAUAGUCGGAAAAGGUCUGUCAAUGGGAAGUCUUCGGCUAAAGAGCCUGUGCCUCGUAAAUCCAUCGAUACUUUUGGGCAGAGAACUUCUCAGUAUCGCGGUGUUACGAGGCAUAGAUGGACUGGGAGAUAUGAGGCUCAUUUGUGGGAUAACAGCUGCAGAAAAGAAGGGCAAACAAGAAAAGGAAGACAAGUUUACCUUGGAGGUUAUGAUAAGGAGGAAAAGGCAGCAAAGGCUUAUGACUUGGCUGCUCUCAAGUAUUGGGGUCCAACAACUCACAUAAAUUUUCCUUUAAGCACUUACGAAAAGGAACUGGAAGAAAUGAAGAACAUGACAAGACAAGAAUUUGUAGCCAACUUGAGAAGGAAAAGCAGUGGCUUUUCAAGAGGAGCUUCUAUGUACAGAGGUGUGACAAGGCACCAUCAGCAUGGAAGGUGGCAAGCAAGAAUUGGAAGAGUUGCUGGAAACAAGGAUUUGUACCUUGGAACGUUUAGCACACAAGAGGAAGCAGCCGAGGCCUACGACAUUGCAGCCAUAAAAUUCAGAGGCACGAGCGCAGUGACCAACUUCGACAUAAGCAGAUACGACGUGAAGAGAAUUUGCUCGAGCUCAACCCUCAUCGCCGGCGAUCUAGCAAAACGUUCUCCGAAGGACUCCGCACCGACGACGGCAUCAACUGCGGCACUCGAGGACUUCAACUCUUGCGCCGCGUCUUCCUCAACGCCGCAGAAGCCUCUAUUGGCCAUAACAAACGGCGAGCGUUCUGACGAGCUUGCCGACAUGGUGUGGACGGCCAAUGCAGACCACGACAUGAACAAUCCUCCGCACGAGAUUAAUUCAGAUACCAAUAACCGGAACUCAUCGAACGGCGGUGAUCAAUUUGGUGGUGGUGGUGGUGGUGAUUUUUCUCAGGCUUAUUUCAUGCAGGGAAAUGCUAAGUUCGAUCAAGAUAGCAAUGGAGGGAAUAAUCAUGAGCAUGGUCGUAUUGGGAACCUUGGUUUGGUUCAACAACAACAUGUUCCGAUGUUUGCGCUGUGGAAUGAAUGAAAGAAACAAGAAUCCACAGUGGGAUUUGGAUUUGGGAAACAAAAAGUACUUAGUAUAGAAAGUGGUUAAUUUGUUAGUGCUAUAAGAAGAAGCCUAGUUAAAGUUAGUUUAGCUAAGAUAGGAGUGAAAAAGAAAAA
This is a messenger RNA of Morus notabilis, 2144 nucleotides long. Its product is annotated as AP2-like ethylene-responsive transcription factor AIL1. The record is from RefSeq and is a predicted model, not a curated record. Lineage: Eukaryota; Viridiplantae; Streptophyta; Magnoliopsida; Rosales; Moraceae. Gene Ontology annotation, molecular function: DNA-binding transcription factor activity; DNA binding. Gene Ontology annotation, biological process: regulation of DNA-templated transcription. Bases 217 to 2007 code for a protein of 596 amino acids. The transcript has 9 exons.